This is a messenger RNA of Colletotrichum lupini, 2880 nucleotides long. RefSeq lists its product as uncharacterized. The coding region runs from base 1 to 2880 and encodes 959 amino acids. Gene Ontology annotation, molecular function: protein binding. The transcript is spliced from 9 exons. The record is from RefSeq and is a predicted model, not a curated record. Lineage: Eukaryota; Fungi; Ascomycota; Sordariomycetes; Glomerellales; Glomerellaceae.
AUGGCGCCUACGGUUGCACGGCAAGAAGAUGCCUCAUGUAUAAUAUGUGUUGGCGCUAAGCGAAGCGGUCUGUUGACAUGGGCCUACUGCAUAUGCAUAUUGCCUAUGGGUGGAUACAGUAGGCAGUUACAAAUGAUAGACAUUCUUGCACCAACAUGUCAAAGCCUGUUUUCCUUCCCAUACAUACAUUCUUCGAAGUUUCAGCGCCUACCAAACACUAAGAGGCGUACCCUCGAUAUGGCUGAUGAAUUAACAACACAAACUCAACGACUGAUUGCGCAUGAAUGCGCAAGAAUCAUAGCAAAAAUGAUGCGGGUGUUUCUUUUCACCCCUGCUCUCGCUGCGAGCGUCGCAGCAGAUGAUGGAGACGACUUCGUCAAUAAUCUGUUCUCAGAUCUAGCACCAUUGCUCGCCCUAUUCGGAGAGAGGGUUACUAUGCAGUUUAUGAGUCAAUCACUAGGCUGGGCUGACAAUAUUGUCCUGGCCAUGAACGGUCAUUAUGUCGUGAGAUGUAUAGGGUCGGCUCCAGUGGCAAAUUGUAUUUGCUUACUACCUGAGUCUGGGGUGAAUGAUGGUGUUCACGUGGAGGUCAUGCCUUUCCAUAAGGUCAAGAAUCAAUAUUUUGCUGAGAACGAAUCCCCAAGAAAUCUCCUCCGCAAGGCAAUGUCGUUAAAUUCAUCGACUUCCGCGGAACAAGACAAGGAGAAAUUAUCACACUCAAAAAACACAGCGAAGUCACGCAUCAUUAUCACACGGAACCCGCGGAAGAGCUCGCCAAAGAUCACACUCAACUCUCAUAACAUCACAAGCAGAACUGAACUACGCAUAGCAGCAGUGUGGGGCGUUAUGCUCCAGCUAGGACUCAUUGCAUACGCCGGAUGUUCCGUACAUUACCCAUCACUAGGUUUUCUCAAGGAUGGAGAGCCGGUCGCCCAGUAUGCGUUCCCAUGCCAUUGGGCGGGGACGCUUCUGCUGGUUGUUGGUCUUCUCCUUGGCGGCCACGUUGUCGAGAGUAGCACUAUCGAAGAGGUAUUUCGGCCCUCUCGUAAAUUGACGGCGCAAUUGGUCUGGCUACAGCAAACCAAAACCGUCAGUGAUCAGGUAUUUGACUCAUUCGCAAUCUAUGCGAAAACCCAACUGUCUUUCAUAACAACAUCGGAACGGAGGCGCGAUGAGAGAAAGCCUCCAGCGCCUUCCUUGAAUCAGGAAGUCAUGCUAGCAAUCACUCCCGUGAACGAGAAACUUGGGAUCUCCAUCGAAAUGGAAACUAGCAUUGGAACAGUCGUCAGUCUGUGUGGAUACAUCGUCCAGUUCUGUGGCAUGCGUGGGCUACACUGGUCAGUAUCGAUUGCACAGCUCGGCGCUAUCCUCCUGAUGGCUGCUUUAAGGGCCUGGACAUUCCGAAUAGCCGGUGAAUACCAUCAUGAGAGGCUGCAGCACUGGCAGCAGGCGGGAAGUAUCUACUUGUGGCUGUUCCGCAUCGCCGGGACAUUCCCGUUGGACGAUGACCUACCCACUUUAGCUACAGUCAUUAUUGUGGAUUUCCUGAGGCAAGUUUACUCGGCUUUAGACUUGACUGGAAGACAAAGACAGAUGUGGGACAAAUCUAACUCACUGGUUGACCUGUCGCUCGCAUGGGCUAGGGACGACAGUAAGAGAGAGAUUCGGUCCAGAUCACUUGAAUCACUCGAAGUUGCAUCAACUUUUGGAGACAACAACGGUUACAGCAGAACUAAUGCCAGGUAUCAUGAGAAGUUCCGCUAUACAAACUUGCACGAAGUAGCCCUGACUCGAAACCGAAGACGUAUCGAAGACGCGUUCUAUCGUGGAGAAGAUGUUAACGUAAAAGACAUCCUUGGUUGGACGCCGCUGCAUUACGGGGCGCGUAGACACUGUUUCGUUAAGAACUUGAUAUUUUUAUAUGAAGCAGAUGUCAACGCGCGAGACUUGGUUGAGUGGACACCGUUGCAUUAUGCUUGCAAUUUUGAAGGAAGGCCAGAUGAUGGUUCUACAGAAAGGCACGAAACCAUCGGGAGCAGUUCCUAUGACAACAUCUGGGCGUUCUUAGCGGGAGGCGCGCACAUCGACGCGCAAGGUAGAGAUGACGUCGCACCGAUACAUUGUGCCGCGAUCGCAGGGUUUUUGGAGGCAGUCAAGUUAUUGACAAAGACGGGCGCAGACAUCAAUGUCCGUGAUGCUUCAGGUAAAACAGCCCUUCACUGGGCUGCAUUCCAUGGGAACCAAACCAUUGUUGAAUAUCUGUGGAAAAUCGCGAACAGAACAUUGCGAGAUAGGGAAGGAAGAACGGAUUUGCACCUGGCAGUGAAAUGGAAGACAGCAACAUGGCUUGUCAACAAUGAUGCUGACGUUAUGGCUAGGGACCGGCUCAUGAGGAUUCCUUUGCAUCAAGCUGCUUGGGCUGCAAAACUCGAUGUUGUACAAUUGAUGUACGAGGAGAAUCCCACUGCUAUGAACACUUCAGACUGUUUUAAUCUAACACCGCUGUACUGCGCGGUCCAAAAUGGGCAAGAAGCAGUUGUCCAAUGGCUUCUCGAACAUACCAGGGCCGAAGUAAACCACAUAUUGCAAGGAAACUCGCUCGUGCUCUCAGCUAUCAGAGAGAGUCACGCGGAUGUCGUUGAAAUUCUGAUCAAGCACGGCGCCAACGUAACGAGCAGGAGUAGGUAUGGGAGGAGCCUACUACAUGAGUCGAUUCUUUACGGGAAUGAAGAAAUCACUGAGAUGCUUCUGAAAGCAGGAGCAAGAAAUGGGUUUGAUGAUGAUGUUAAUUCAGUCAUCAAAAUGACGAAGGGGAAUGAGAAACAACGGGUUUCCAGGAGUCUACUUGAGAAGUACGAUGUAAAUUUGGGUGAAAAUUAG